AUUUUUGCAAUCUUGGAAAUAUUUGUGAAUUCAUAAAUUGCAUUGUAAUUGUUGGACACUUUAAAAAUCUAUCAAAAUUUAAGUGCUGUGAUUUCAAUAAUUUGAAAAACAAUUUACAUUGUUGGAUUUCACAAACUUAAAAACAUACUAGCUAGUUGUACGUUAAUCACUCAAGGUAAAAUAAGGAAUCAAAACUUAAGUAUGGAAGACAAAGACGCAAGUCUUGUAGCUGAAGAUAAAUGUGUUGAUCUGAGCAAUAGCCCUGAAAUGAAGCAGGAAAAGCAUUGUGUAAACACUGAAAACAUGUUUUUGUUGGAGGAUGUUCGUGUAGUAGAAAUUGCCACUGUAGAUAAAUUGGAUAAAAUUGAGACUAGUCUAUUAAACCUUAGCGAUAGUGAGAAUAAUAGAAUUAGUUCCAAGUCAACAGAGAAACAAAAAAUCUCUAAAGAAGAUUCAAAAACAAUUUUUAGCAAAUUUAACACUUUAAAAGAUUGUUCAUUUUCACAAGAGGUAAUUUCAAAUGUACAACAAAAAAUAAGUGCAAGUUUGCAAGAUUUCUAUUUGGAGAUAUCGAACCUACCAAAAGAAAGCAAUCUAAUGGGAUUUGAUUUCAAAAUGCCUGCUACUGAAGUGGUGACACCUACCAAAGAAGCCAAUAGUGGAGACACUGGUGUUGACUCUAUAUCACCUCCAUAUUCCCCUACAAAAACAAAUCUCUUACUUUCAGAACAGUCAUUUAACUUAAGUGAAAAAAACGCUACUGAAGUUGAUACUUCUAAUGCUGAAGUGUCUAUUUCCAUUGCCCAAACAUUUUGUAAAUGUUCUUUUGGAGAAAUUAGUAGCAAAGCUACUAUGUCGCCUAUUACUUUGUUCUCGUCAACAAAAGAUCCAUUUUACCACAUUGGUAGAUUUUUAGAAAAGUUAAAAAAGGAGCCAGAUGAAAGGCAACAAGAACUCUGGGAGUUUUUAAAUAAUGUUGUAAAAUCUGGGCUACAGUCAUUGCCUUCCAAUAUUGAAAAACAAGAACAAAGUUUAUCACAAGCUACUGAGCUGCAAGACAGUAUGGCAAUUGAAAAUGAAACUAAACCUGAUGAUGAAACAACUGUUGACGUAGCUUGUCCAACUGAGUUUUUGAAGCUUGCUUCUACAGAUUUUGCAGUUACAAGUGGUUCUAUUCCAGAUAAAGAUGACAAUUUUAACACCAGUACAGAUAAUUUGAAUAUGCCAAAUCAUCUCUCUUCCAAUGAUUGUGAUUCAAUGGUGUUGUAUGAUUCUAGCAUUGUAAGGUCUGCCCUCGAUUGCAGAUCUUUGAGCAGUGCUAAUUUGUGUCAUAUUCAGAAUGCAAAUAGAGUUGACCAAAUGUCUAACUAUGAUUCAAGUAUUGUUAGAUCAAAAGUAUGUGCUAGUUCACUUGAAGAAAUCUCUCCUUUUGACUUUAAUAGUGUUCUGCUGAAGUUGUUGACCGAGAGCAAAUCUAGUCCAUCAAUGAUGCAUCAGUACUAUCAAAUUCCUAUGAUGUUUCCCACUGCAAACAUCCCUAAUCUCCUACAAGGGCAGCAGACACCACAGAGUCUUCAACAGCAGCAGCAGCAACAACAGCAGCAGAUGCUGCGAGGACAAGCUGGCUCUCCUGCACAAAGUGAUGGUUUUGGAUCAUCUGCAAACCAGAUGUCCAAUCAGAUGCAAAACUCAGGUUAUCAGCUUAUGACACCUGCUUACAUAGACCAAAAUGGGCAGAUUGUAAACCCCAGAUUGUUGGGUCCUCAAGUUAGACUGGUUUCACCUGCACCACUAUUAGUCAAUCCUGGAGCUCAACAGCAAGGAGGCUCGAAUCAACUUGCCACUAACAAUCCUUUACGUCUCCUCACUACUCAAGGACAACAGACACCACCCGUUGCAAGUAACACACCUUCAACUGGACAGAACAAUGCUUUAGGUUAUUCUCCAACAAGUAGUUUGGGAUAUACUCAGGUGACCACUAGUUUGUUCACUCCUAUUUCCACCAAUCUGGGACUAACUGCACCACAGCAAAAUGGUUUCAGCAAUGGACUUGGAGGCAUCGGAUCAAAUCCACCUGGAACUAUUGGCCAGAGAAGGGAAUCAUUUGACAUGAAACGACAGCAGCCAAUUGCAGGGCUAACUGGCUACUAUGCUCCCCUACCUGGGAUGGCCAGCUCACCAGCUGGAAGUAUUACCAGCAUGAUGACAGGAGCUCAGUCAAUGACGCCACCACCUUCGUUAUCUGGCUCAAACUCUAAUCUCACGCUUGGAUUAAAUAUUGGAGGUAGACCUUACUCUGCAGCACCUGGUGCUGAAGCAGCAAAGUUCAGAAACCCUGGACUAGUUUCACCUGCAAAUGGUCUCUUUGGGAACACCUUUUUUCAGAACAGAACAAUGGCUUCAAGAAGUGCCAGUUUAUCAAAGGAGGUUACAGGACGUAGCAGACUGCUAGAAGAUUUUCGCAAUAAUCGUAUUCCAAAUCUUUCUCUUAAGGAUUUGGUUAAUCAUGUAGUUGAGUUUUCACAAGAUCAGCAUGGUUCCAGGUUCAUCCAACAAAAACUAGAACGUGCUACACCACAAGAAAAAAAUAUGGUGUUUGGUGAGAUUCUUUCAGCUGCAUACUCAUUGAUGACUGAUGUUUUUGGUAACUACGUUAUCCAAAAAUUUUUUGAAUUUGGAUCACCUGAUCAGAAGCAAACUUUAGCACAGAGAGUAAGAGGCCAUGUUUUACCACUAGCUCUUCAAAUGUAUGGCUGUAGAGUAAUACAGAAAGCACUGGAGUCCAUUCCAGCUGAUAUGCAGGUUGAGAUAGUUAAAGAGCUGGAUGGCCAUGUUCUGAAAUGUGUCAAAGAUCAAAAUGGAAACCAUGUUGUCCAGAAGUGUAUAGAAUGUGUGGAUCCAAAAUAUCUGCAAUUCAUUAUUGAUGCCUUUAAAGGCCAGGUGUUUAGUCUUUCUACUCAUCCUUAUGGGUGUAGAGUUAUCCAGAGAAUCCUUGAGCAUUGUACAGGAGAUCAAACGGCACCGGUCCUUGAAGAAUUGCAUGAGCACACAGAACGCCUUGUUCAAGACCAGUAUGGAAAUUAUGUCAUUCAACAUGUGCUGGAACAUGGCCGAAUGGAAGAUAAGAGCAAAAUUGUUAAUACUAUCAGAGGGAAAGUGCUUUUGUUGAGUCAGCAUAAAUUUGCCAGCAAUGUUGUAGAGAAAUGUGUAUCUCACUCAUCUAGACAAGAACGAGCAAUGUUGAUUGAAGAAGUUUGUAACAUGAGUGAUGGAUAUGGACAUCAUUCAGCUUUGUAUUCAAUGAUGAAGGACCAGUUUGCUAACUAUGUUGUCCAGAAAAUGAUUGAUGUUGCAGAGCCACCACAGCGUAAAGUCUUAAUGCAUAAAAUAAGACCACACAUUGCUACACUUAGAAAGUACACUUAUGGCAAGCAUAUUCUGGCAAAACUUGAAAAGUUUUUUAUGAAAAAUAGUCCAGACAUGGCUCCAAUCACUGGAAUUUCUGCUAAUGGAUCAAUGUAAGUACAAAGUGGAAAACCCCAAUUGAUGUAAAAGCACAAUAUAAUGGAAGCAAUGAUCCUUGGAAUAUGGAAUUGUUUGAAUUGUGUUUUUGGACACAGCCAUGAUGCAGAGUUUAUACCAAUACUACUGCUGUUUGUAUUGAUACAAACAAGUGCUUAGCAAGACAAUAUAUCUGAAUGUAAUAUGCUUCACUAGAAUGGGAUUUUUAACUUUAUAGAAUAUUUGCAUGUUAAAUGUCUAAAUGUCUUACAAACAGGCUUUUCUUCCCUUUCUGUACAAUAAAAAUUUUGCUUAUUUUAAUCAAAUGUCAGAUCAAUCACUGUUUGUCCUGAACUAGUAUUAGAAGUGAAUUAAGUUAAAACAUUUGUUUAGAGGUAUGGUAGACAUUCCUAACAAACUGUAAAAAAAAUAUUCUUAGCUAUUUGCACUAUUUAUGCUUCCUGUAUUUAUCAAAGGCCAAAAAUGAUGUAGGAUGUAAUAUAAGCUAAUCUGCAAGAUACAAUAUUUGUAUUUAUUUGUAUUUAAAUGUAUAAGGACAUUUUGUUAUUCUGAAUCAGAUAUCUUGUUGAUGUAAAAAGCUUACUCUUCUCCUAAUUCAAUUGAUGUCAAAAAUGUACACAAAUUACCUUUAUAGUUGUUGAAAUAUAUUGUGUUGAUGUAUAAACAAGAUGGCAUGGUAAUUUCCUGUACAUUAGUAAAUAGACAAUUCUUGGUUAGUGUGUAAAUAAUUUCAGUCAUACCUGGUGAGAGAUGCUAAUUUUACCUCUGCCCUCAUGGUUGUGAAUGUCAUCUAAGUGGAGACUUUGCAUACAUCAUGACUUUUAAGAUAGUGGACUAACAUGUACCACACUAAUCAAUUCUAGCAUCUUUUUAAAUAAAUACAUGCCUUUUGAAAUGUCAAACAUGUAAAUAUAAAGGGUAGUAAAGCAAUUGCACUCUAAAUUUCAUUUGUAAAUUGUCCUUUUGUUAAUUAGUUAUUAUAUAUUUGAUAACAUCAGUAAUGAAGAAUCAAAUUAAACAUUAAAAAUUUUGCUUUUUGGAUCCAAUUAGAUAUCAGUAUUAUUUCUUGACUACUAACAGCAUAAAUAUUUUAAUAUUACCUUUGUAGGUUUCAUGAUCUAACAAGGAAUGUAGUAAAAUGAAUUUAAACAUCUAAGCAGUUCAGUUGUAUUUUAAUCUACAGUAUUAAAAUGUACUAGUAAUUCUUAAACUCUGGUUUAGUGAAGGUUAGCAAUAUUUUUGACAAAUAUCCAGUUUUCGCUGUUUGUGUAGAUUGAUUUCAUAAAAAUCUCAUGGAUUUUUUUUUCCUUUUAAGGUUUAAAUGGGUGUUGGCUUUUCUUUUCUUGGAAUUAAUAAAUUGGCAUCUAUUUUUUUGCCUAAUAAUCUUUUACAGUGCAUAAUCUGCAAUAGCUAUGUUAACUGUAUAAACAUUUUGUUAUUAGAAAAGCACAACUUUGCUACAAACAGUGAGUUUUAUUUUGGUAUAAAAUUAUUGGAAUCGCUGGGCUAAGUGAAAACAUCAAUAAUUUCUUAUAUUAGCCACUGUACAGUGUACUAUAGUGCUUGUUGGAUUUUUGUAUUUACAAGAGGCAAUAUCUAAAUUAACCUCUUCAGUUUAUGUAAUUACAUUUACCAUUUAAUACAUGCUUGUUUUAAUAUUUUAUACAUUCUUUAUUGUAUUAUUUAAACAAGUCAUUUAGUGCAGUGUUUCCCAUUAUUUGGAAUUUUUUGGACCUGCUCUUUGAUUUUCAUCCCAGUUGUAAUCUUUUAUGUGCACUUGUUUUGUUUCCCUCUGGGAAGUUAGUUCACUGUCCCAAUAUUCAGCAAGAAAAUAUUUAAUUAUCCUUCAUUUCAUUAAUCCUUUUGAAUCUGUUUUUUUUUUGCAUUGUUUUUUAUUUUAAGAAUCUGUUUAAACUUUUUAUUGACUAUAAUCAGAAUGUCUAAUCUCUAUGGUAUAUAUCUAUAUAUAUUUAUACAUAUUUUAUAAAAAUGACAUAGGUUUAAGUAGAAUGUAGAUACUGAUUAAUACAAUGUGUGUGUGCAUAGCUCUAACAAUAUAUCAUUGUUGUCAUUACAAUUUAUAUAUAUUUUAUAAUUGAGAACUUUCUCUCUUAAUCAGUUUUUUCUCUAAGUAUUGUGCCUUUGUGUAGUCUAAUGCUUUUUAUUGUGUGCAUUUAUCAUUUUUAUAAGCAAAUGGUUUAUGUGGUGUGUACAUAUUGUCUAGAUAUUGGUCACUUUUUCUUCCCUUGUGGUGGCUGGGAUGUGUACACUUGUACACUUUUUCUUUUAUAGUAAAUACAUGUCCAUCUUUUACACAGAUUUAUGUCAGAAAAUAAUUAUUCAUUGUGCAAGUCAGUAACUUAAGUUAGUUUUUUAAAAUCAUCAUUUUAAGUUUUAAAAAAUUCUUUUAUUGAAUUAAAUCUUGGUAAAGGGGGUGAUAUUGACAUUUCUUUCUGUUUCCAUUUCAAGCAGUAAAUGGAAUAUUUUGGUGAAUUGAUAUUUUCUUCUCCAAAGCAAGUAAUUAAUAAUAGUCAAAUCACGUAGUGCUAGCUUUAUUUCAAAGAUUCCGCAUUGGAUGCGAUUGAAGCACCCUUUGUUUUUAAUUCAAAAAUUUGUUUUUAAGUGUCAACAGUUGUUAGUGUAUAUAGAAUGAAGCCUACUCAUUUUAAGAUAAGCUAAAAUAUAGCUUUUUGUAAGUUAAGAAAUUUUCUCAAUUAGUUACAACAGCAUUGCCUUGUUUUACUAAAUCAUCAGUAGGGAACAUAGAUUGCCAGUUAACUUUUGCUACAAUUUUCAUUGGUCAUAGAAUUUUUUAAAUAAGUACUUUAAACUCAUUGUCAGUAGGUCCAUUAUCCUUGUUUUACUAUGGUACAUUUUUUUAUUUGACUUGAAUUAAACAAGAAAGUCAUUCCAGUUGUCUAUAAGCAAAUGUCAUGGGUAACCCUAUUUCUCUUUGGUCUUGUCAGAUAGAAACAAACCAUAGUAAUAUCUAAUGGUAUGGGAUUUCAGAAUGGCUUCAUUCUGCUUAUAACCCAUUCUGGGACUUUUUCAAAAUUUAAAACUUUAAAAUUCAUAAGCACAAUUUUAAUUUACAAUAAGGCUAGAAUUACUUGUGGAAGAAAUAAGUCUUGUUUUAUAACAAUAACAUUCUAGAAAUGUGUCUGUUUUCUGUGACUGGACCAAAUAUCUGUUUUUGUUAAGUUUUUCAUACAAGUAAAACCAUGUACAUGUUCUCAAGUUUCCAAUGCUAAAUGCUUUGUAUGAAAAAUUUACCAUCACAGCUUGUAAUUUAGUAAACUCCUUUCAAACACUGCCUAUGCAAAUAAAACAACAAAAUGUACAUUUGAGUCAUAAUUGAAAUGUUUUAUUUUUAUUUUAAAAUCAGAUUUAAAUAGAUAUACAUCAUGUUGCCAAGCUCUGAGCUCAAAAGAGUCAGCCUGCUUAGUUGUAACUAAAAGAAAAAAACUGUAAAUAGUCUAUUGCAAACUUAUAUAUAUAGGAAACUGUACAGAAAAGCUUUUUAUGUACCCAAUUAAAAUUUGAUUGCCUUUUUUUUUUAACUUGGACCAGAUUUGACUAUGCUGUUAAUAUUCAGAGGGUUAUUUACCAGGAUAAUAGAAUGUAUUUCCAAUGUCGUGAAUGCUACUGCCGUAGAUUAGAUUAUUAGGAGUAUUUGGAAGAUAACUAUCACCACCACCAGUUAAAAACAUAAGUUUAGCUUUUUUUCUGGUCUAAAUUUCCACAUACUAGCCAUUUUUUAGUUUCUAUUUUAACAAUAGCACUAGUUUCAGAAUUAAGAAAAAAUUAGGGUUUGAUUAUUCUCAACAUUCCCCAGGAUGAGGAAAGUUUGUAAUUACACAUCCAGCAGUAUUUGCCUAUAUACUAAAACUAUCUACUCACCUCUGUGUUCACAUCUGAAUUGUAAUUAAGUAGGUAAAGUUUGUAGAUAUUUUCAAUGUGACAUAAAAAUUAGUUAAACAUUCCAGUAGACACUAGCCGUUUUUAAGAAAUAAAAACAAUUUAACAUGCACAUAGAUCCGUAAUUGUAGGAUAAGUGAAUUUUUUUGUGCAGACUUGCUGACAUUUUUGAAGACUUUAAAUUGAAACAACCAACUUUCCAGUGGGCUAAUGUUUAGUGUAAGCUUCAUUUUUGACAUUUCACAUCACUAUUUAACUAAAGGUGCAUUCAUGAAAAAGCAUUUUAAAUGUACAGUUUGUCUAUUUUAAAAGAACCAAAUUAGAGGCAUACAUGAUGUAUCAGGAAUCUUUUUAUGUAAAAUAUGUAUUGUAAACUUAAUACAGAAAUUAUGCCCUUUAAAAGGAAACUAUUGCAAUUAUUUUGUGUAAAUUAUGUAAUAACUUUCUGAAAAUUUUAGUUUCAAGAAUGUCUAAAAUCUGAAAUUAAUGUUUGAUACCGCUUUGAAUUCUUACUAUAACUAAAAGUGUUAACAUUUUUUUAAGAUAAUAAAACCAAAUGUAGAUCUAUUUCAGCAUUUAAAACCAGAUCAUGCUAGUGUAAACUAUUCUGUACAUACAUAUUCCCGAAGUAAACAAAUCCAUGUGAUUUAUUUAAUGAAAAUAAAAGCUGUAAAAAUGAACAGAAUUUAAGUCAGAUGUAUUGGGUGUUCAGUAACAGUCACUGUUAAUAGUUUUGUACAAUAAAUCACCAUCAUUUGUGAAUACUUUCUUUACUAUACAGUCAGUAGAUUUAUAAAUGAAAAAGUAAAACCUCAUUUCUUGUAUAAAUUGUACAUCAUUCAACACCACAGAAAUAUUGUAUAAAAGUUUUAUAUAUAUAUAUAUCAUAAGUAUACAGUUAGUAUUGAAGUUUUUUAAAGUAAGUUGCAUUUUAAAAAUGGACUGUAAUUAUACUGUAUGAUUUGAUACAACUGUAAUUUAGUGUUGAGCAGAUGAUUUUAUUUAUUUGACAUUGAGAAUCUGUCACCCAAGCAUUUGUUAAUAGUGGUGGUUGGCAGGGUGCAGAGCAUUCACGGUAGCCUUGGUAUCAGCUGGCAUGUUGUAUAUUUUACUUGUACAUGUAUCACAAUUUUAAAUGUGCUCAGUGGAACAACUUCUGUAAUGCUUUUGAAUCUUAACAGCUAUUAUCUGAUUUUAUUUUUAGCUUGUCCAUGCUUCUAAAGUUCUAGUGACCUCCAGCGAACUUAAUUAUUUUGAUUUAUAAGGUUAAUUGGAUUCCAUUUAAAAAGCUAAUUAAAUUUUGAUUUAAAGUUUUGAACUAGUAUGUAACAUGAGAAACUAAGACUGUUGUACUGAUGUCAGUUUGGGAUAGCUUCCUGGUAACUGUUUAAACAUUCAGCCUUUCAAAUUUUAAUUGACUAAACCUGAAGACAUUCUUUGUUGAAUUCAUCUAUGCGUUGACGCACUUGUGUAUACAGAAAGCAAAUUUAUGUCUACAAAUAAAAAUCCCUCCUAUUCUUUCAUUCAAUAUUUUCAUUAACAAAUGAAAAUUUCAAAGCACUAGUGUACAUACAUAGAAAAAAAAAUCUUGUUUUCUAUUAGUCCAUUUAAAAAGGUUUAUUUUUAUUAUAUUUUUAUCAUUACUGAAACAUUUGCAUAGAUCCAUAUAUUAAAAUAGAAUACUUGCAGAAUUCAGUCAGAUAUGUCCAACUAGCAUGAGAAUGUUAUCCAGCAAAUGUGGUGUUGCCUGUCUUUUACUGUCUAAUGUUUACUAUUGUGUGGGUCUGUUUGAUUUCAUUAAUUUUUUUUAUUUUUGGGGAUUUUCCUAUAUAACUCUCUUUACAAUGGCAAACUUGUCCUAUUCUACAGCUUAAUUUUUUUUCCUUUAAGAAAAAAAUGCUUUUACAGCUUAUUUUGUACUUUACAUUUUCAUGAAGAAUUUAGUUAUUUUCUUAACACUUUAAAAAAUAAUUUAAUCAGUUACAAACCUGUAUACUGGAGUUGCAGUAGAUUUCCCACAUUUUAAAUUUGAAAAGAUGAGCCAUUGAGAACAUGGCAAUGCUGCUAUAAAGGUCUAGCAAGGCAGUCUUGUUUGCAAUCAAAGUAGAUUAACACAGUUGUGCUUCUGUUACAAAACAAUGGUUUUCUUUAUUUUUUACUGAUACUUUGAAUAAUUUCACAGGAAGUGGAAUUGUGACAAUCAUUACUUCAGUUUUUUUUGGUGUUCAUUUUGAAAUUAAUCAAAAGGCCUCAGACAGACGCCUAGUGAUUAAAUUUUUUUUAAUUUGGUUUGAAAAUUUCUUAGAAUUUUUAGUUGAUGAAACAAUUCACGUUCUGUUUAUUCUAGAUGUUAAGGAUAAUUAUUCUUUUAAAAACCUUUAAUUGGCUUUCACAAGAUUUUUUGCUGACUAAUUAUUUCCAGUUAAAUUGCACCUUUCUUUGCCAAAACUGUUUAAAAGUAUUUUUUGUUACAUCAUGUUCUGCGGUUGAAGAUGUGUAAAAACAAUCUGCACUUUUGAAAAACAACAAAAUAAGGCCAACCUGAGACUAUUUCUCCCUUCCAUAGAGCUAUUUAAAUGUAAGGUGUGUACACGUUAAGAGUACUAAUCCCGACUACUUUUGUGCACAAAUCAGACGUUGCCGAACUACCCAAAAGCUUACUCUGUUUGGGUUGAAGUACCAUCCUCCCUGCAGCUUACAUUGUUUACUUGCUACCAUUAGAUUUCUCCCAUUUGUUUUUUUCUUUUCCAUUUUUCAACCACCCCAACUUUUAUGUACAUAGUGUGUGGGUUUAAUAGCUCUAUAUACAUAUAUACAAUAUUUUCCCUUAUGAAAUAUCACAUCAAAUAACAUUGAAUAUAUUAUACUGAGGUGUCUAAUUUUGAUUGUAUUUUAAAAGUAAUUUUUUUUCAGACUGCACUUGUUUUCAACAAAAUUCAUAUGGGAAUUUCAAUAUUAGCAUUGUCGUGAAGUUACUUGUAUAGCAAGAUUCACAUUAUCAGAAAUAAAAUGUUUUCAUAUGAAUUUA
Molecule: messenger RNA, 10468 nt
Organism: Physella acuta
Lineage: Eukaryota; Metazoa; Mollusca; Gastropoda; Physidae
Product: pumilio homolog 2
Biological process (GO): post-transcriptional regulation of gene expression
Cellular component (GO): cytoplasm
Molecular function (GO): mRNA 3'-UTR binding
Source: RefSeq, a predicted model, not a curated record